Messenger RNA from Metopolophium dirhodum (rose-grain aphid), 1999 nucleotides. Its product is annotated as serine/threonine-protein phosphatase 6 regulatory ankyrin repeat subunit A-like. The record is from RefSeq and is a predicted model, not a curated record. NCBI's taxonomy places the organism in Eukaryota, Metazoa, Arthropoda, Insecta, Hemiptera, Aphididae.
AUAUUCGUGCACUAUCACACGUCGACUGCCAAUAAUAUUGAACAUUAUUUUUCCUCGCGAGCUGUUAACUUGUACGGGUGGACAGCACGACUCUUCUGCAGUGCAUUUGGAGCGGAGAGCGCUACGUCGUCGGACAACGGAGAAAUGUACGAACUACCUAGCCUGUUGAAAACGGCGUACUACACUUGCAACGAGAUCGAGCGUAACAAUUUUGACUUGUUGGAGGCACCGGACGUUGAUUUUCGAGAUUGUUGCGAGUCGCUGUUCGAAAUUUUAAAAAUCGACAAAAACCUAAACGAGGGCAACGAUAGGCAGACCAUGUUCAGCAGAUCGCGAUUCCCCGUCAAUGACCAGAGGUUUGAACACAUAUGCGAAAAAGCAGCGUUGCACGGCCACAUCGAUUGCCUGAAACUUGCUCACGAGAUCGGCGUCCCUUGGAGCAGUAUGUUAGAUUACGCCGAGGAUAUGGCGUGCAAAGCUGCGGGAUCGGGCAAUCUAGAGUGUCUCAGAUACGCCUCGGAGAACGGGUGCCCCUGGAACGAGGAUACGUGCAGCAGUGCCGCGGGAAACGGUCACAUCGAGUGUCUGGUAUAUUCACGGGAGAACGGGUGCCCCUGGAACGAGGAUACGUGCAGCAGCGCAGCGAGAAAUGGUCACAUCGAGUGUCUGGUAUAUGCACGGGAGAACGGGUGCCCCUGGAACGAGGAUACGUGCAGCAGUGCCGCAGGAAACGGUCACAUCGAGUGUCUGGUAUAUGCACGGGAGAACGGCUGCCGGUGGAACGAGGAUACGUGCAGCAGCGCAGCGGGAAAUGGUCACAUCGAGUGUCUGGUAUAUGCACGGGAGAACGGGUGCCGGUGGGACAAGGAUACGUGCAGCAGUGCCGCGGGAAACGGUCACAUCGAGUGUCUGGUAUAUGCACGGGAGAACGGGUGCCGGUGGGACAAGAAUACGUGCAGCAGUGCCGCGGGAAACGGUCACCUGGAGUGCUUGGUUUACGCAUGGGAAAACGAGUGCCCCUGUAACGAGAAGACGUGGAACAACGCCGCGAUGAACGGCCACCUAGAGAUCUUGGUUUACGCACGGGAAAACGGGUGGCCGUGGGACGAGAAUACGUGCAGCAGCGCAGCGGGAAACGGUCACAUGGAGUGUCUGGUUUAUGCUCGGGAAAACGGCUGCCCUUGGAACGAGGAUACGUGCAGCAGUGCCGCGGGCAACGGUCACCUGGAGUGCUUGUUUUACGCAUGGGAAAACGGGUGCCCCUGUGACGAGGAGACGUGCAACAAGGCCGCGAUGAACGGUCACCUAGAGAUCUUGGUUUACGCACGGGAGAACGGGUGCCGGUGGGACGAGAAUACGUGCAGCAGCGCCGCGGGCAACGGUCACUUAGAGUGCUUGGUUUACGCUCGGGAAAAUGGGUGUCCCUGGGACGAGGAGACGUGCAACAAGGCCGCGAUGAACGGUCACCUAGAGAUCUUGGUUUACGCACGUGAAAACGGGUGUCCCUGGGAUAAGGAGACGUGCAACUGGGCCGUAAGGUACGGUCACCUAGAGUGCUUGAUUUACGCACGGGAAAACGGGUGUCCCUGGGACGAGGAGACGUGCACCUGGGCCGCGAGGAGAGGACACCUAGAGUGCUUGGUUUACGCACGGGAAAACGGGUGUCCCUGGGACGAGAAGACGUGUGGCGGCGCCGCGUGGAUGGGUCACCUAGAGUGCUUGGUUUACGCACGGGAGAACGGGUGCCCCUGGGACGAGUUAACGUGCAGCUCCGCCGCGUACCACGGUCAACUGGAGUGCUUGGUUUAUGCACGGGAAAACGGCUGCCCUUGGAACGAGGAUACGUGCAGUUGGGCCGCGAACAAUGUUCAGAUUGACUGCCUAGCUUACGCUCGAGAAAACGGGUGCCCCGGGAACGAGAAGUACGACGACUAUCAACUAAAUUAUAUUAUUUGGAGGAAAUAAUAAAAUAAUUUAAUAUACAUAUUUACUAUAAUGA